Acanthosepion pharaonis is the source of this 501-nucleotide messenger RNA. The record is from the annotation of a GenBank genome assembly. Lineage: Eukaryota; Metazoa; Mollusca; Cephalopoda; Sepiida; Sepiidae.
AUGGUUAAUUUACUGUUAUCUACCUCUCUCUCUCUCCUACCCCAUCUCUCUCUCUUUCUCUCUCUCUCUCUCUCUCUCUCUCUCUAUCUAUCUAUCUAUCUAUCUAUCUACAUAUAUAUUAAUAUCUAUCUAUCUAUCUAUCUAUCUAUCUAUCUAUCUAUCUAUCUAUCUAUCUAUAUAUAUAUAUAUAUAUUUAUCAUUUUUUUUUCUUUCUACCUUUUCGUUUUCAUUUUCUUUCUUUUUGUUUCUCUUCUCGAUUUCUUUCUUUUCGUCUUCUUUCUUUCUUUUCGUUUUCUUUCUUUCUUUCUUUUCGUUUUCUUUCUUUCUUUUCGUUUUCUUUCUUUCUUUUGUUUUCUUUCUGCCUUUCCGUUUUCAUUUUCUUUCUUUUUACGUUUUUCUUUUCGUUUUCUUUCUUUUCGUUUUCGUUCUUUCUUCUCGAUUUCUUUCUUUUCGUUUUCUUUCUUUCUUUUCGUUUUUUCUUUCUCUCCCUUUAUUCUUUAA